Molecule: messenger RNA, 284 nt
Organism: Staurois parvus
Lineage: Eukaryota; Metazoa; Chordata; Amphibia; Anura; Ranidae
Source: the annotation of a GenBank genome assembly
GAUCAGAGACUGCAGACACAUUACAGGAGAUGAUCAGAGACUGCAGACAUACUACAGGAGAAGGUCAGAGACUGCAGAGAUAUUACAGGAGAGGGUCAGAGACUGCAGACAUACUACAGGAGACGGUCAGAGACUGCAGGCAUAGUACAGGAGAUGUGCAGAAACUGCAGACAUACUACAGGAGAUGGUCAUAGACUGCGUACAUAGUAAAAGAGAUGGUCAGAGACAGCAGACAUACUGCAGGAGACAGUCAGAGACUGCGGACAUACAACAGGAGAGUGUCA